Molecule: messenger RNA, 2871 nt
Organism: Cajanus cajan (pigeon pea)
Lineage: Eukaryota; Viridiplantae; Streptophyta; Magnoliopsida; Fabales; Fabaceae
Gene: FRS2
Product: FAR1-related sequence 2
Biological process (GO): regulation of DNA-templated transcription
Molecular function (GO): zinc ion binding
Source: RefSeq, a predicted model, not a curated record
CUCAGUUCCUGUACAUACUUUCCCCGAUCUCUCUUCUUUCAAUUACGAUUACUUCUCUUCUCUUUCUUCAAAAUUUUCUUUUAAUCACCAUAUGGGUUUUAUUGUUUUCAUGUUGAGAUUAGAAGAUAUUGUGAUAGAAGUUCCUUCUCCUUUUGAUAAUGAUCUAUGUCCUCCAUGGAGAUUGAUCUUGAAUUACCUGUAUGUGAGCAUGAGAAGCUUAAUGUUGGAAAUGAUGUUACAGAUACAGCAUGUGAUAUGCAUAUUGAAGAGCAAAGCAUUAAUCCUUCCUCAAUGACUGAACAUUGUAAGGAAGCUUUAGGUGAAAAUGCUUUAUUUUUCCAGGAUCAGGUGGAUUUGAAUUCCAAUCAAGUGGAUGCUAUUGGUAAAUUUCCCUUUAAAGAACCACAGAAUGGUUUGGAAUUUGAAUCCAAGGAGGCUGCCUAUUCUUUCUACAGAGAAUAUGCUCGCUCAGUGGGAUUUGGCAUCACGAUAAAAGCCAGUCGACGCUCAAAAAAGUCUGGUAAAUUUAUUGAUAUUAAAAUUGUUUGUUCCAGAUUUGGAAGUAAGCGUGAGUCCAGUACAGCGGUUAAUCCACGACCAUGUACAAAGACAGACUGUAAGGCUAGCAUGCAUAUGAAGAAGAAGCUAGAUGGUAACUGGAUCAUAUACAAUUUUGUAAAAGAUCACAAUCAUGAGAUCUGUCCAGAUGAUUUUUUCAGGGGACGUAGCAAACAAACAAAUAAUGUAGCUUGUCAGAAGAAGGGUAUGCAAUUGGCUCUAGAUGAGGGAGAUAUGCAGUUGAUGAUUGAAUACUUAGUGUCUAUGCAGUGUGAAAACCCCAACUUCUUCUAUGCAAUAGACCUGGAUCAGAAUAGACAUUUGAGAACUGUAUUUUGGGUUGACUCAAAAGGAAGACUUGAUUAUCAAAACUUCCAUGAUAUUGUGUUGAUCGACACUUUUUACCUGAAAAACAGAUAUAAAAUUCCUUUUGUUCCUUUUGUCGGAGUCAACCAUCACUUCCAGUACAUUUUACUUGGAUGUGCACUAGUUGGGGAGGAGACUGUUUCAGCUUUUAUAUGGUUAAUGCGAGCAUGGCUUAAAGCAAUGGGUAACCUACCUCCAAAGGUGAUUAUCACAGACCAAGAGCAAUGCUUGAAAGAAGCUGUCGUGGAAGUGUUUCCAGAUAAACGUCAUUGUUUCUGUCUAUCACAAAUUUUGUGUAAAAUCACCAAGAAUUUGGAUUAUAUCAUAGAUCAAAAUAAUAAUUUUAUGGAAAAAUUUGACAAAUGCGUUCAUAAUUCCUGUUCACAUGAGCAGUUUGAAAAGAGAUGGUGGAAACUGAUCAAUAGAUUUGAACUAGAGGAUGAUGAAUGCGUUCAGUCAUUGUAUGAAGACCGUAAAAAGUGGGUGCCUACAUACAUGCGAGACGUUUCUUUGGCUGGGUUAUCAACAACUGUAAGGUCUGAAAGUAUUUCAUCAUCCUUUGACAAGUACAUUUGUGUUGAUUCUACCUUUAAGGAGUUUAUUGAACAGCAUAAAGUUUUCUCUACAGACAGUUUUGAGAUGGAAGCGAAAGCUGAUUCUGAAACAAGACAAAAGAAACCUGCAUUAAGAUCUUUAUCACCUUUUGAGAAGCAGCUCUCUACAAUUUAUACAUUUGUCAUAUUUGGAAAAUUUCAAUUGGAGAUAUUAGGAAUGAUGUCUUGUCAUCUCCAGAAAGAAACAGAAGACAGGGCAAGUGUAACAUUUCUUGUUGAUGAUUUUGAGAAGCAGAAGAAGUUUAUUGUUUCUUGGAAUGAAGCAGAUUUGGAUGUCUGUUGUUCAUGUUGUUUAUUUCAAUACAAAGGUUUUCUAUGUAGACAUGCAAUACUUGUUCUUCAAAAGUCUGGCAUAACCAACAUCCCAUCCCGUUAUAUUUUAAAACGUUGGGCAAAAGAUGCAAAGGCCAAUCGAUUUGCUGGUGACAUAAGUACCAGGACUUCUAAUAGAGUUCAACGUUUUAAUGACCUUUGUAGGCGGGCAAUUAUAUUAAGUGAACUUGGGUCUUUAUCUGAAGAUACUUACCGUGUUGCAUCUCAGGCAUUGGAAGAAGUCUAUAAACAAUGUGUGAAUGCAAACAAUUCUGCUGGAAGCACUUUAGAGCCCAACAAGAUGGCUCUCAAUGUUUUUGAUGUUGAAGAGAAAAAUUAUGGCUGCCACAGGGCAAAACCUACCAAGAAAAGAAAGUCGUUUAAUAAAAGGGAAUGCUCUGAUUCAGAAAGAAUCAAUAUCAAGAUGCUGGACGAUUUCCAAAAGCGGGAACAGAGAAAUUCGAGAGAACCCAACUUCGAUAAUUGUUACAUAUCUCAGCAGGACAUGCAAACUGUGGACUUAGAUUCUAGAGCUUCAACUCUUGAUGGCUAUUAUGGGGCUCAACAGAAUGUGCUUGAAGACGCGCAGAUGAACUCAGUUUCUGUCGUGCAUGAUGGCUAUUAUAGCAGUCAACUGGCCAUUCUAGGGCUGGGGCAAAUGCCUUCCGUGUCAAGCCGUGGUCCACAUUAUGGGAUGCAGCACAGCAUACAAGGACCGAUACUUCAAGGACAGCUCACUUUCAGAACGCCAACAGUGCAAGGGUGUUUUGACCUUCAAGAUAGUAUAGAACUUAUGGAACAACCUAUUAGGGCCUCACAGUCCCAUGGCAUUACAUCAAAGCAAAGCAACUAGAUGUUGAUAAAUCACUUUCCUGAUAGCUGGAAGAAUACUGUUUCUUUCUAUGUCAGAUUAUAACGCUAUAUGUAUAUAGGUAAUAUGUGUUAAAGCUCUUUUUGCCUGGGAAGUAGGGGAAAAUUGCACUCUUGACCAAAAAAUGAGAAAAAGAUAGCUUCUACUAUA